This is a messenger RNA of Leishmania mexicana MHOM/GT/2001/U1103, 1317 nucleotides long. RefSeq lists its product as hypothetical. The coding region runs from base 1 to 1317 and encodes 438 amino acids. The record is from RefSeq and is a predicted model, not a curated record. The transcript has a single exon. Lineage: Eukaryota; Euglenozoa; Kinetoplastea; Trypanosomatida; Trypanosomatidae.
AUGUCCUUCACGCUGAUGGCCUGCACCGAUAUUCGGGGGCAGAAGGUGAACAUCGAGCUCCCCUUUGAGCAGCCGCCCUCCUCGAUGGAGGUGUUGCGGUCUACCCUCGAGCAUCUGUUCCGUCGAGAGGAGGAGGCAAUCAAGUACUCGAUGGGCUACACAGACAUGCGCGCGUGCGAGCCCUUCACGAUCAACCGCCUGCAGCGCUACGACGACGACUCGCAGCGCUGGGCAGAUGUUACGUCCAUUGACGUGCUCCAAACGUACGACCAGAUCUACGUGUUUCGCAGGAACAGCACCAAGGCGGACAUCUCCACCCAGCGAGAGCUGCCACCACCCAGGAUGUCGGAGUUCUUUCACGACCCGGCUGCCCCUGGGUCCUUCCACACGCCACGCGGGUCAUUACGCAUGAAAGAGAACGGUACCGCAGCCGCUUCGGUUCCCACCAGCGGUGACUACGGCGGGAGUGCGUCACCGAACCAGGCGCGUCCCAGCGCUGGCAGUAGCCUCUACAGGGGCGGUGGUGCCUCUGGCUCCGCGCCGGCCGCACGGCCUCCGGAGCGCUACCCCGAAGCCGACCCUUACCCGGUGUCAGCGCCACCGCCUACCUCUGCCGCGGCGCUGCCGACACCACCGCCGUCGUCGUCUUUCUACUACAAGGAGCGCACCACACCGGAGCGGGUGGAGUACCUCUUCUCCUUCGGCAGUCAGCACAACGGCAGCGCCUUUCUUACAGAAAAGGCGUUCGAGCACAUUUUUCUCGUGGCCAGUGUUGCCUUCCCGGUCGAGGUUCUGCAGGACCUCUUCGCCCACUUCGCCACACGCGGGGAUGGUGGUGUGGGUACGGCGACCAUGAGUCAGGAGAGCUUCCAAGAGUUCGCCACGUACUUCCCGGUCCUGGUGAACAUCGCCUACCAGCGCAUCACAAACCGAAAUCGUGAGGAGGCAAUUCGCGCAGCGCAGCUCGACAACGCCAAGCAGGUAAAACAGGCGCGGCGCCAGCUGCAGGAAUUGGAGGCCCGACUCGAAGCCGCACGCAAGCAGGUGCAGGAGGCCGAGCAACGCGAGGCUCGCCUGCAGGAGGACCUCUACGAUAUUAGCAUGCAGCGUGAUCCGGAGUAUUGCCAAGAUGAGCAGAAGCUUCUGGACAAGGAGGUGAGCGUCUUCAAGUACCGUGAGCGACUGUCCCGCGAGGAACGCGACUAUGAGCGACUAGCUAUCGAGCGACGGAAGCGCGCCGUGGCAGCCGCGGGGCGUUCCCGGUCUCACUCCCCACAAGGGACGUACGACCCGAGCCGAUAUGGCCCCCGUGAUUAG